UGCACGCUGCAGAAAGAGGGGACCGUCGGUGUUUCCUUCCUGCUGCCUUUUGGAGCCGCCGCUAUGGCCAUGUUUCCCGCGGCCGGACUCGGUACCGCUCUCCGACUGUUACUGCGGCAGCAUCGAUCACAAGCUUGUGCUAUCCGGAUGCUGAAGACUACAUGUUCAAAGUGUAGUGAAGUCUUGGCAAGUCCCCGUAUGGAUGAUGCCCCAAAAGAAUAUUCACCCAAGAUUCAGCAGCUAGUUCAGGACAUUGCUAACCUGACUCUCCUAGAGAUUUCUGACCUCAAUGAGUUGCUAAAGAAAACUCUCAAGAUCCAAGAUAUUGGACUUAUGCCAAUAGCCGGGAUGAUGCCAGCAACACAGUCGGCAGCACCAGCAGAAGAAGAAGAAGCUGUUGAAAAAGUAGAAAAGAUCAAUUUUACAGUGCGGUUGACUGGGUUUAAAGCUGAAGACAAGGUGAAAGUUAUCAAGGAAUUAAAGAACCAUGUGGAGAACAUAAACCUUGUCCAGGCAAAGAAGUUGGUGGAAUCUCUCCCUCAAGACAUCAAAGUAAAUGUUCGUAAAGAAGAAGCAGAAAAGGUUAAAUCAGCUCUGGAGGCAGCUGGAGGCACAGUUCAUCUGCAAACUCAGCAGGAAGUGAAGCUGCGCAUGACAGGGAUGGCUCUACGUGUGAUUCACAACGAUGGUUUUCUAGCUCUCUACAAUGGGCUCAGUGCCUCGCUUUGCCGACAAAUGACGUAUUCUCUCACCCGCUUUGCCAUCUAUGAGACGGUGCGAGACAGCUUGAGCCAGGGUGCCCAGGGUCCAAUGCCCUUCUACCAGAAGGUUCUGCUGGGUGCAGUAGGAGGAUUUACUGGUGGAUUCGUGGGGACUCCAGCUGACAUGGUGAAUGUCAGAAUGCAGAAUGACAUUAAGCAGCCGGCACACCUGCGACGCAACUACUCCCAUGCCCUGGAUGGCCUGUAUCGGGUGUUUCGUGAAG
Messenger RNA from Protobothrops mucrosquamatus (brown spotted pit viper), 985 nucleotides. RefSeq names its product mitochondrial ribosomal protein L12 (gene MRPL12). The transcript is spliced from 10 exons. Gene Ontology annotation, biological process: translation; thiosulfate transport; malate transmembrane transport. NCBI's taxonomy places the organism in Eukaryota, Metazoa, Chordata, Lepidosauria, Squamata, Viperidae. Gene Ontology annotation, molecular function: antiporter activity; thiosulfate transmembrane transporter activity; succinate transmembrane transporter activity. The annotation marks the transcript as partial. Gene Ontology annotation, cellular component: ribosome. The record is from RefSeq and is a predicted model, not a curated record.